Messenger RNA from Podarcis muralis (Common wall lizard), 1797 nucleotides. The record is from RefSeq and is a predicted model, not a curated record. NCBI's taxonomy places the organism in Eukaryota, Metazoa, Chordata, Lepidosauria, Squamata, Lacertidae.
AUGUUAGAAGAAUCAAAUUGGUGGCUGGAAGGUAGAUUUUCAUUCAGUGUGGUACUGUUUGUGCUCUCAUUAUUUGUGUUCCUGCCCGAUUUGGUAUGUGACACUCCUAUUGCCACAUGCACUGUUGGUACUCCUCUUUCUAUUACACACAAGUAUUAUCAUUCUGGAGAUCUCAUCAUUGCUGGAAUUAUUUCUCAGAUCUACAUGACAUUUGAUGAAAUGGGUUUCAUAAGACAUCCAUCUGAGACACUGAUUGCUGCUCUCUUACCCUUUUUCCAAAACUAUCAGCAUAUCAUGGCUUUGGUAUAUGCUGUAAAGGAGAUCAAUGAAAAUCCACAAAUGUUGCCUAAUGUUACCCUGGGCACACACAUCUAUAAUAGCUAUUUCAGAGCAAGCUGGACCUACCUUGCUUCCAUGGACCUUCUCUCCACCCAGGGAAGAUUUAUCCCUAACUUCAAGUGUGAUGCCCAGGACAAUGCAAUAGCUGUUAUCACAGGACCAAAUUCUCACAUCUGUCAUUUCAUGGCGCACAUUCUUAACAUCUACAAGAUGCCACAGCUUGUAUAUGGCUCUGCUCCAAUGACCAAUGGCAACCCUGAAGCUGUUUUCUUCAACCGGAUGUUCCCAAAUGAGGACCAUCAAACCUUGGGAAUUCUUCAGUUGCUGUUGCAUUUUAAGUGGACAUGGAUUGGGGUGGCUUAUAUAAGCACUGACAGUGGAGAGAAAUUUAUACAGAGUGUGCUCCCCGUGUUUUCACAAAGAGGUAUAUGCUUUGAUUUCAUAGAAGAACUGCCAAAAGAAUCCUUUUCCAGUAAGUUUGAUGAAAUAAUGAAUGGCUUUUCUCGAGCACUCAGAAUUAUGAUGAGGAGCAGUGCCAGCAUUGUAAUCGCACACGGUGAUGUUCAGCUCAUAGCAAUUCUUAGACCAAGUCUAAUGUUUGCUGAAUGUGAAGGUAUACAAAUGAAUAGUAAAGGUAAAGUGUGGAUUAUGACAGCCCAGAUGGAAUUCACAUCAGUUCCCUUUCAAAAAACGAUGGGUUUAGAGGCUUUCCAUGGAGCUUUAUCCUUUGCAGUUCCUUCCAAGCAGGUAAUAGGAUUCCUGGAAUACCUUCAGAUGAAAAACCCUACCUUGGAAAAGGAAGAUGGUUUUAUCAGGGUCUUUUGGGAAAAUGCAUUUGACUGUUCUUUCCCCAUGAAUGACACCACAGAUGAAGAAAUGUGUACUGGAGAAGAGAAGUUGGAGACUCUUCCUAACUCUGUUUUUGAAAUGAGCAUGACUGGGCAUAGCUACAGUGUCUACAAUGCUGUCUAUGCUGUGGCGCAUGCUUUGCAAGCCAUGCAUUCAUCCAAAUUUGGACACAGAGCAAUGGCAUAUGAUGGGAGAGGGAUUCUUCUGAAGCAGCAGUUGGGGCAGAUCCACCACUAUCUGAGAAGUGCCUCGUUUAACAACAGUGCUGGGGAACAAGUUACUUUUGAUCAAAGUGGACAAGCUGUCGCUGGGUUUGAUAUUGUAAACUGGAUCACAUUCCCAAACCAGUCCUUUCUCAGAGUCAAAGUUGGAAAAGUAGACUCCUUGUCUGCCAAGGACAAAGGGUUCACAAUUUCUGCAGAUGACAUUGUUUGGCCAAGCAUGUUUAACCAGAACCAAACUGAGCUGGUUCUACUGAACAGAACUGGGGGAGACUUCUCUCAAGUUGUGAUAAACAUGUUUUUCUGCUGCUAUGUCAACACAGAUCCAGCAAUGCUACAUAGGCGAUUGUCUCCCUUUGUAAUUUCAAUGAGCCAUGAUUACAUCUAG